CACCAAGACCCUCCAGUCCUGCGGCAGAUUCGACUUUCAUCAGCGUGAAGAGGAAGCCGAGCACGGAAGAACCCAGCAGCCCUCUCGAGGCAACGAGUCCUGGUUCCAUCCUGCGCAACAACAACGCGAUGGAUCACGUGAAAAGCCAUGGGACCUCGGAUCCACUGAAAAUCGGCGGAAAAGACCGCGCUUGCGUUACACGAAAAAAGCUCACCCCGUAGAGCCUCGCUCCGCGGACAACAGAGAAAUCCAUACGUAACGCGAGCUCAGAAGGAGAGAGAGAGAAAGAAAGCGAGGAAAAAGAAAACCGAAGAAGAGAGAGAGAGAGAGAGACGACGACUGAUCGCGAUCACGAAUGAAAAAUAUAAUGGGUUGAAUCCCUUCGCGUGGUUUUCUAUUUUCCAAGCUGAAACCCCCCGAGCCGGCGAACCCAAGGAAAACACGGAAGGGAAGAUAACGAGACACCGACGAGAACAUGCCCGUGCACGAAGACGAUAUCGCGAGCGUCUUCUCGAACAAUGCCGAACCCUUUCGGAGACCUGUCGCGAUCCCACGGAUUUUCGCAGCCGCAAGAUAGAGAGCUAACGAGGAGGGUCUCGUUUCGCACGAAGUAGUGACGUGGUGACCAGUGAAGUGUAACAUUUUUUCUCGUUCGUGAUCGCAACGCGUGCUAAAAGUUGUUCCACGGUUUUUCCAACACGGAAGAUAUCGACUGUUACCCAACUCGACCGAAGAGGACCGACGUGCAUCGGUCGGAGGUAGUACCUUUGACAGAGACGCGACGCAUUAACGAUACGUCUAAUUCCAUUCAACAAACGUACGUACUUACGUAGCCGAUACACACGCGGACGACAAUUCGGUGUCGUGCGACAGGUCCGUUUAUCCUCCAAACGUUUACUUUCUGUUUCUCGUUCCCCUUCGGUUCGGACAAUCGCGAUCAUCGACCGUACAACCCCGCAGAGAUAGCCUAUCGUGUACCGGCGAUUGCAGAGAAGAACGCCUCGCGAACACGGCGAUAUCGUUCGGUGGAUGUUCCACGGUGUCGAAAGUCUCCGACGAGACGCUUCUUCGUUCGAAAAUUAAUUCCUGCCGCGAUAGGAAUCGAGGGUGAUAGAAGCCCAGAUAGAAGUCUCGCCGUCCCAGCCGUAAUAAAGCGACCGUAAUCGUAUCAGAUUGAAUAACACGCCGCCCCAAGGCCGCCGAAAACCGUUGCCUCCGGUGUCCCGUGUCUGGGAAUAACGAGAAUCGCAUCAACGGGAGCAACGAGCCAACGCGACGGGUUCGAAGGCUCCGGAAGGUUGAGAGAUUCGCAGAUAGAACGGCGCUGGCCCCGGCGAGACGUGCCAAAAUCGUUUCUCGGUUGCCCGCGGACAGUUUCAUUGAGAAUCUCGACGAGUAAACGGCCAGUGACCUCGGUUAAACUCGCGCCGUUCGAAAGGCAUGCCUUCUCGAAACCGUGGCACCGCGGGGCCCUGGGAUCUACGAAAAUCGUCGUUCGGCUAAUGAAUCGGUUAGGACGACGCCGAAACUCUCCUGGAGACGUCAGAUCGCAAACAACUAACUUGGAAAUCGAGUCUGGGUUUCGGUUCGGUUUGGAGAACCUAGGAAAAGUACCGACAGUAUUCCGUUACUGUCUUGAGGACUUACAUCGCGAGCAAACAACUUGAAGAGAAAAUCGAGUCCGCCUUUGGUUCAGUUUCGAGAACCUAGGAAAAGCGUCGACAGUGUAGCUGCUUUGUUACUCUCCUGAUAACGUUAUAUCGCGAGCAACCAACCUGAAGAGCUAAACCUGAAGAGCUAAUCGAGUCCGCCUUUGGUUCAAUUUCGAGAUCCUAGGAAAAGCGUCGACAGUGUCCUGUAGCUACUCUGUUACCGUGUUACGCUUUGGCACGAACGUGGUAAAAGGUAACAAAUAGGAACGUGGACGUGCAUCGUUUCCGUGGACUGCAUGUGCCACCGUAAAUAAGCGAGUAACCAGGUGAAUACCAAGGUGACACGCGAUUCGUGGAUCGUUUCCUCAUGAAGAAACGCCCCCGCGGACUCUGUCGCCACGCCGUUCGCGCGGAUCUAUGGUCUCGAUCGCUUCCCCGUUGCGCGACGAUCCUCGAGCUCCUGCUGUCGCGGGAUUAAUGGAGAGCUCGUGAAUCUACGCGUCGUUUCCCGUUGGAACAGGGUCGACGGUUCGUGACAGUAUGUGUGACGAAUUCUUCUUCGUUAGAGGGAUUCCGGAAUCGUCGGGGAACGUACGAAGGAGAUUUCUGUUUCCGUAUCAGAAGUCUCUGUAAGAGGACUGGAAGUGUGCGACGUAGUAGUGCGACGAAUCUUCGAAAGUACUCUUUGUCGUAAUAUUAUCGGAGUACUCGUGCGUAGAGGAACGUUCGGGAUAAGCAGUGCGCACCGAAUUGUUCCUCGUCAGAGGGAUCGAGCGAGGAGCUGACGAUUUCCUCGAUAUCGGGAGUUAUGAGACGUUGACCAUCGGUAGUGCGACGAAACGUUCGGGUUUUUCCAGGAUUAAUGGAGGACUCGUGAGUCAACGUAACAUUUCGCCCUGCAGGGAGAAUCUUUGCUACUUGGAACGGUGUGUAUCGAGAUUCUUAGAGGGAUCAGGGAUCCGCUAACGCGAAGAGUUAGGUAUAGGUAUCAGUGGUUAUGAGAAGCUGGUCGAACGAAAGUCGAGAAGUGAAUCGAUCCCAGUAGUGCGGCGUGUUCGCGAAUGGUGACCGUUGUUAUCGUGGUGCACCAUCGCCGACAUCAUCUUCUCUUCGUACAAUGGACGUUUUCAAAAUCGACCAGUCCCUGAGCGCGGGUCUGGGUAGCGCCCCAGCGCCAGACACCCUUACGCCGGAAGUGUCCUUCGACGCAGGUAGCGAGUUCAAUCUGAGCUUCUUCGACGGACCAGAGGAGAACAGCACCCAAGGCUUCAGCGAUCCCGGUUCGGUGGGUAGCGCCAGCGCAUCGCCGCCCCCAGGAACACCUGGCAGCGUCAACGUUAACCCCUCCAACGCCGCCUUACCGAUAGUCCAAGUGCCCUCUGGUAUCGUCAUUAAGCAAGAACAACACUACGCGGCCGCCGAUUCGAACAGUUCGACGCCCGCGAAGAGUUUCGUGGCCUGUAGAGUUUGCGGUGACAAAGCGAGCGGUUAUCAUUACGGCGUAACCAGCUGCGAGGGUUGCAAAGGUUUCUUCAGGAGGAGCAUUCAGAAGCAGAUAGAGUACAGGUGCUUGAGGGACGGCAAGUGUCUCGUCAUCAGAUUAAAUCGGAACCGCUGUCAGUACUGCAGAUUUAAGAAGUGCCUAGCUGUCGGCAUGUCCAGGGAUUCUGUGAGGUACGGCAGGGUGCCAAAGCGUUCAAGGGAACGCGGCCCCGACGACGCAGUGCCCACCACGACAACAACGACGACAACGACCACUGGUGUGCAGCAGCUGACGUCUCCCAGCGCUGGGAACAAUAACAACAAUAACAACAACAACAAUAACAACAACACCAGCCAAAAUAAUAAUAACAAUAGCCAGGGUCAGAACACCAUAGCCUGCGUGCCACUAGCAGCAGUUGUGGAAGCGGAUCAGUCGGACGCUGACGUGAAACAGUUGGCUGUUUACGACGUAAUACUCCAAGUCUCUCAAGCGCAUCAUGCUCACUGCGGCUUCACAGAGGAAUCAACGAGGGGCAUCGUUCGGAAACCGAUGAUAAUACCGGCGAGUGCUUCUUCGCAGCCUGCCAGUCCAGAGGAUCCAGAGGCGGCGUCCUCGACAGCGGAAACAGUCGAGUCGCAGAGGAUCUGGCUCUGGCAACAGUUCGCCACCAGAGUGACGCCAUCGGUGCAAAGGGUGGUAGAGUUUGCCAAAAGGGUGCCAGGAUUCUGCGAUCUCUCGCAGGACGAUCAGCUGAUACUGAUCAAGGUUGGUUUCUUCGAGGUCUGGCUCAGCCAUAUCUCUAAGAUGACCACUGACAGUUCGAUGACUUUCGAGGAUGGUACUUAUAUCACUAGGCAGCAAAUGGAAUUGAUGUACGAGCCAGACUUCGUGUCAGCUUUGAUGCAAUUCACAUCGGCCCUAAACGCUCACCAACUAUCGGACACCGAGCUGGGCCUUUUCUCUGGCGCUGUUCUUCUGGGCGAAAGGCCAGGCCUGAACGACGUGAAAGCGGUGCAAAGGCUUCAGGAUCGUCUUCUGGAGGCGCUCAAAGUGCAAGCGUUACGGAACCACACUGUCCCUGGUGAAACAACAUCAACGGGUGGCUGUUCCAGCAUCUCCAGCGUUUCUCAGAGGAUACCGGAACUAAGGGCCCUGGGUGCCAGACACGCGAAUCUCCUCGACUGGUUCAGGAGGAACUGGACGAAGCUCAAACUACCGCCCCUCUUUGCCGAGAUAUUCGACAUUCCCAAGUGCGAGGAAGAUCUUCAGUGAAGAGAAUGUUUCAGAGUACAUCGAGUUAAUUCGACGAAAACGAACGGCCCUGCCAGGGGAGAUUCUUCUAAUUGCCAGCGCUCAUCGCACAAAACAUGGUUCAGGGCUUCGAGGACGAUUUGUUCUUCGAUGGCCGAGCGAUGGUGUACAACGUAGACACGAUGGGUCGACGCUCGUCGUUUCGAUUGGAAAAAGAACGCGGGAGGAUCCGCUGCUGAUUUGUCGCGUCUCGGUGGGAUCGAUCCCGCCAGGAUCCCAUCGUGUGGAAGAUGGAUCGUUUCGUGGCGAAGGGUACAGAUCGUCGAUUGAAACGCUCUCGGGUCGAGACUAAAGGGAGAAAGCGUUAUUCGAUUAAUCGACGAGGGAUGAACCGAAUCACGCGAUAAGUCGAAGCUUCUUUCGAUUAUUGAGAAAUUUCUAAGGUUCGAAGAAAAAAGACGAAGAAAUUCUCUUUGUUGAAUAAUUUUUUUUUUAAAUUGAAGAUAUUCCGAAUUUUUGAAUUGUCCUAGAGGAUAAGUAAAACGUGAAAGUGAAACGAUGAGGGAUGAACUCGAUGAAUCGAAGCUUCGGUCGAUUCAAGCUGAUUCUUCAAAAAUUCCCUAGCUUUGAAAAAGAAGAGGAAAACUGUUGUCUUUAGAAUAAUUAUUAAAAUACCAUAAGGGAUGGAAGGUCUCAGAGGGUAAAUAGAAAGCAAAUGGAAACUCAAUUAACGAGAGAUGGACGAACUCGAUGAAUCGAGGUUUCGAUCGAUUCGGGCUGAUUCUUCAAAAAUUCCCUAGCAGCAAAGAGAAUAUUUUUGUUUAGAGUAAUUAUGGGAAAACGCAAGCGAUAAAUCGAAGGUCUAAAUUAGGAUCAAAGGAUAAAUGGAACGCGAUAGGAGUUUCACUUAACGACAAGGGGUGAACUGAAUUAUGGGGUUAAUCAGGACUUUUCAUAAAAUUCCUAAAUUUUCGAAAAAAAAGGAAAUCUCUGCAAUAAUUAUAGAAAGAAAAUAGAAUGCUUUGAAGUUCUAAUCUGCUGCAACAGAUCAAUAGAAAAUGACGGGAGUUUCAGUCGAUGAUGAGGGAUGAAAAGAAUCACGCAAUAAAUCAAAUCUUCUUCCAACUGAUUCCAAUGAAAUUCCUGAGCUUUGAACAAAAGAAACAAAUUUUGUUCGUGGAAUUAUUUAAGAAAAGAAGAAACCAGCAAACGAUGUUUCGAAUUUUUAAUUUGUCCCAAGAGGGUGAAUUACGAAAAGAAAUUUCAACUGAACGAAAGAGCAAAGAAACAGAAGUACUGUCCCUUAAAUAGUCACUUAAAAAAAUAAAAAUAGCAAAGGAUAUUUCAAAGUUACAUGAACAGGAAAGGAAUUUCAAUUGACGACAAGGGACGAAAAGAAUCAUGCAAUAAAUUGAAGCCUCUUCCAACUGAUUCUUAACAAAUUCCUGAGCCUUGAAGAAAGAAACGGAAAGAAUUUUCGUCUCUAGAAUAAUGAUAAAAAAUCAGAGCAGAUGAUAAUUCGGGGUUCUGAGUUGUUCCAACGGGAUAAACGGAACGUUGACUUUCGAUUCGACGAGAUUUGUACCGUUUGCUACGCAGCGUCGCGCGCUGCACCAGCGGAAGUAUUUAAAUACUCAAUCGACGAGGAGGAGGAUAUAAGUUUUUCGCGUUGUUAGUAUCGCGCAUAUCGUUGUUGCAAUAAUGCGGCGCAGUGAUCGAACACGCGCCGCGCGAAAAGGAUAGCACAAAAACCGUUCCCGAGUGAUAAUUCACGAGGGAACUUUUAUUAGAAACCGCGAACAGGCGUGUAUUGUACGGAGAAAGAAAGAUCAGUGGAAGGAAUGGCGUGUCGUAACGAGUUAGACACUUUAGUCAGGCUGCGGUGGGCUUUUGACAAGCACUCACUCGAUACUGUUCACGUUCUACUUACUCAUGCUGUGCACAACAUUCUACUCUAAUCGACUGAUCUUUUUUUCUCCUCGCGAUGGAGCAGAGAUGGGCAAAUUUCUUGUAUACACACAAAUUUCAAACAACGAAUGAUUGAUCGUCGAAGAAAUGUUCGAUUUAAACAUUCGAACAUUUUAAGAUCAUCUUUUACCAAGCUGAAUUUGAUUAAGUAUUAAAUUCGUAGCAAGGUAUCUUAAAAUAAUUAAUAUAAUGGUUAAAGUUUACUUCGGGGCACUAAAAAUUACUGACCUCCUUUUUUACCAUUUAGUAGCUUUAAUGCCUAGAAUUCGUUAAUCUAAGUUUUAAUGUUAGGAAUCCAACGGUUUAAAAGUUAUGCGUAAGUAAAGUUGAGCAUUUCGGCGUAUUUCGCAGGUUAAUGCUGCGCCAUAUUGGCUUUUACAAUCGCCCACCCAACAUGCGCCAGGAAAUUAGACUCCAAACCUACUCAGACACUAUUUUCGUAACGUGUUUUAACAUUUUGUUGUUAUUUACAAAUGUAUUGUUCAUCUACGAGCAUCUGUAUACAACAAGUUGUCGGAAGAAUGACAUUCCCUAUCUAAUUGACCGACAGAGCAUCGGUAAAUGUAUGACGUCGAAUUAACCAGUCAAAUUGUUUAACCGUUGGAUUCCUAACAUUAAAACUUCCAUUUUAGGGAUCGAAAGCUAAUGGUAUAAAAAAAGUAAAUAAUUUUUACUACCUCGAAGUAAAGUUCAGCCUAUAUAACGUAUAAUAUGGGACAAUUGAAACGAUUGUAUAAAUAUUAGAGUAACUUUGAAGAAAGAAGAGACACGAUAAAAGUCGUUCAAGGAUGACGAAGAACUUUUUCCUACUUUGGUAUACAAAAGACAUGAUAAUAGUAAUCUGACGAGAGGUCGUUAUUACAUAAAGUAUGUCUUUCUGUAUACACGUUUGAAUUGAUUGUAUUCAAGAAAUUCUAAAAAGUAUUUAAAUAUCUUUCAAACCACUACUUUGUUCAACACAAAUUACCUUAACGAUAAGUAUAAAAUUUAAUUAAUCGAUUUACAUUAAAAAUUGAAGUUACCUCGAAAAUAAUUGUUCGAUGAUAUAAAAAUGGCGAACGAAUCGCCGUAUGGUGUUUUUAUUCGUUUAUUUAUUCUUCAGGGAAAGUUUUGUCCAUCUCUGUUGUUGAGCGAAGGGACGAACGUUCCGCGUGGAGCGUUCAAUCGAUACAGUUUCUGGGCUGAAACUCGCAGACAUAUCGAAAGUGUGGAAUCGUAUUUUUUCCUUGCCCGUAGUAACUACCGGAACGAUCUUUCCAUCCCUCGCUUAGAAAGCUGUAAACACGACAGACAAACUGCAUGCCAGCGCGUGUCGCGUCGGCUGCAGCGCGUACGAACGAACACUUAUACAUAUUAUACAGAUCUAUACAAAUGGAAAGAAAAAUGAAAGAAGAAAGAGUUUCACGCUAUAAAGCUCAAGAAGAGGAAAUCUUUAUAGGAAGUAUCUCUCUAGGAUGCAUCCGCUACGAAUCUUAAUCUAUGCAAUCUCUAUUUUUAUUACUUGACAAGUAGUAUAGUGGAUUUACCUUUAUAGAUAUUGUUGCGUCGCUUCAGGAUGGUCAGCGGUGAAACGACGAAUUUAGAUGUUCAGGCCUCGCUGUUCUUUCGUUGAAUUUAUCGGUCGACGUCGACUUCUGAUGUUAAGAAAUAGGAAAAAAAGGAAUUAUACAGUGACGUGGUCCCGUGUUUGUUGAGUAGACAAUUUUGAUGUGAUUAUUAGUCUAUGCUAGGAGAGUGAAAAUGUCUUCGACGUCAAUGGUUGGGCCCUUUUUGUGCACUUAGGGGUUCUGAGUUAGGCAAGUUGUGACAUUAUUGAUUAAUAAUUUAAUUAUAUUAUGUUAUAAUGUAAAGUAAAACCACUAUGAUUGGGGUCCACUUUCUACACUUGGAAGUUUUAAAUUGAGUAAGUUAAUGAUACUAUAAAUUUACGGUUCAUAAUCUCGCUUAUUUUAAAAUUACAAUUACCUAUGUUAUUAAAUAUUUUUCGGUAAGCUCUAAAUAUACAUAUAAAGAAGAUCCAAACAUGGGAGUCGAGAACGUUUCGUAUCUUCUUUUAGAGACUAACAUAUUUAAAUUAAUCAUACAGUAGUUCUUCGCUUCGGGAUGAAAAAUGGGGUGCGUCAGCUAUUUCGAAUCGAAAAGGGGAUCGAUAACUUCAAAGUGACGCCACACAUUGUGUUAACCAAUGUGUUAACUAACUUCACAUAGAAUUUUAUAUAUUUUUCGUUACAUCUUCGCGAACACACUAUCAACAGGCAGUCGAAGUUUUCUUAAUGAAAAUGAGUUCGAACACGAUCUUAUUCGAAGGUGCCCGUUUUUGUGAUAUUAAGAAGUGUUUCGUUAUACACGCAAUUAAAAGUAAUUUAAAUGCGGUCAUGUUUCGACUCAUUUUCAUUAAGGAACUCUCAUCGAUCCGUUUCAAUAUUAACCAUACACUUUCCGUUUUUAAAAACCAGAUAGCAACGAAAGACUGCAAGUGUCCUGUAAAUAUGUUGUAACAAAAUUAAAAGUAAUUUAAAUGCGGUCAUGUUUCGACACAUUUUCAUUAAGAAACUCUCGCCAAUCCGUUUCAAUAUUAACCAUAUACGAUUCCAUUUUUAAAAACCAGACAGCAACGAAAGAAUGCAAGUGUCCUGUAAAUAUGUUGUAAGCCAGUGGCUAAAAAAUGGAGACUAGAAAUCGCUGCAUUAGAGGAUUAAAUAUCUACGCGAAGCGAAAUGCGACGAAAAGCGCUAAGAAAAAUGUAAAGGGCUCGCGCCUUGUUACCGCGGGAAGAAUUUCGUCACGAAGCGAGGGACUGCUGUAUUUCUCGACGCGCGAAAACGAAAAGUUUGAAUCGAGUCCAGCCGUUGUGUAUUUUAUAAUAAGUAAUUGUUGCGUUAAGUUGUUGCAUUUGUUGUUAUUGAUUCGAUCGAUCGACGAUCAUUGGCGAGCGAUCACGGUCGACGGAACGUUUCCCCGCGUUGUUGAAAUGAUCCUGAAGCGAGCAUGUUUGAAAUCUUCGAACUCUUGAACACUAAUAACUCUCUGACAAUGACUAGCAUGUAAUGCGUAUCGAUAUGUAAUAUAUAUACAUAUACAUAUACAUUCAUCGUGUGAGAAACGUGGGGGGGGGGGGAUGAGAACUAAGUUUAUCA
Molecule: messenger RNA, 9491 nt
Organism: Hylaeus volcanicus
Lineage: Eukaryota; Metazoa; Arthropoda; Insecta; Hymenoptera; Colletidae
Gene: Eip78C
Product: ecdysone-induced protein 78C
Exons: 9
Coding region: 2770-4407 (545 amino acids)
Biological process (GO): regulation of DNA-templated transcription
Molecular function (GO): nuclear receptor activity; sequence-specific DNA binding; zinc ion binding
Source: RefSeq, a predicted model, not a curated record